AUGUCGUACACCACAAUAUCGCGAACUCUAAUCGCCGAAUCCAUGAGAGAUCAGGUGUUUACCAGUGCGCUCCACGCACAACGGCCCCUCGGUGGCGCGCUGCGCAACGUCGCCGACAAAUUCAACAUUGCGGAGAUGAACGAGUCGAUAGACCGAUACGACUCGGACAACUCGCCUUACUCCAUCCGUCCGUUGCCUCCGGUCCUUCGUCAUGGCCUCGCCGCCGUGGCAACGAUGGGGUUUAUCUCCUUCUUCACCAGCCUGGGCUUGUUGAUGUUUCUCACCUACAAGCUGAUAUCAUGGCAUAACGGGCCACCGAAAGAAGUGAAGAAGGACCCGAUAGCCAAGGUCGAGUCACCGGCACCGACGGACGCGGUGUUUAUUAUUCCGAGCGAGUGGACGGCGUCGCGGCAGGAACAAGAAAAACCGAUGAAGGAGACAUGGAUACGAAGAGCAAUCAACGAGCCACCUAACCAGUUCCUUGUACUAAUAUUCAACCUUUUACUCGCCGACAUCCAGCAGGCGCUGGCGUUCCUACUUAACGUCGAGUGGCUUACGAGAAAUGCCAUCGAAGUGGGAACCGGAACUUGCUGGACCCAGGGAUGGUUCGUCUCUACCGGCGACCUAGCAUCCUCCGUCUUCAUCACAGGCAUCGCUAUCCACACGUAUAUGUCCAUUGUGAGGGCGAAACAAUUACCAACAUGGGCGUUUCAUACGGCAAUCAUCAUGAUGUGGGGAUUCGUGUACGGAACGGGAAUUAUGGGAAUCAUUGUAACAGACAAUGGCAAAAAUGACGGCGGCUUAUACGUUCGAGCCGGCGCGUGGUGUUGGAUCAACUCCAAGUACCAGGACAUCCGCUUAACUCUACACUACCUCUGGAUCUUUAUUUCCUUGAUUGUCACAACAGUAAUCUACUUCAUAAUCUUUUUGCACCUCCAGAGAAUUGCAAGGAGGAGCGGGGGAGUCGUCCCCUGUUGCACCAUCUCAGAACCUGAAGCGAUUAGCUCUGAAUCAGCAAACUGCGGCGGAUCAUCGCUAUCAUCGAAUUGCGGAGGAUACUCACUAUCAUCAACCUGCGGAAGACACUUACCUGGAAUUCCGGACUACGCUCGGCAACACACCUUCCUACUCUACCCUCUGGUGUAUGUUGUCUGUACCUCACCUCUAGCUGCCGGCCGCCUUGCUUCCAUGGCCGGCCACGAAGUAUCACUCAUGUACUUCUGCUUCGCCGGAGCCAUGAUCGCAUCGAACGGCUGGCUCGAUGUCGUUUUAUACUCUUCAACUAGAAGAUCCAUCGUCUUCGCAGCGGACGGACCACCGUCACAGGAGACUGGUUUGGAGACGUUUGCAUUUAUGUGCCCUCAACCGCCAAAGUUCGGCAACACCACGAUAGUCACCGGCGGCAUCGAGCUACCGAAACGAUCGCUGCGGGGUAAAUGGAACGAGAGGAUGACCUUGAAGGGGCCCAAAUCUGGCAGCCUUAGAGGGCUCAAGGUCGACGGAAGCACCAGCACAGACAGCAUGAGAGGAUUCGGCAUGGGCGAGGGUUCAGUUAUGGGAAUGGCGAUUCAGUGCGAAACAGUCACGACGGUCUCUGUCGAAGUCAACACGAGACCACAGGUUACGCGACCGAAACUGGCGGCGUUAGGCAGGAAAACGAGCGACAUGAGUUCUUUCAGUGGCACGUCCACGAGUUCAUCAAGGAGGUCUUUGGGGGAUUAG
Molecule: messenger RNA, 1722 nt
Organism: Colletotrichum karsti
Lineage: Eukaryota; Fungi; Ascomycota; Sordariomycetes; Glomerellales; Glomerellaceae
Exons: 4
Coding region: 1-1722 (573 amino acids)
Biological process (GO): adenylate cyclase-activating G protein-coupled receptor signaling pathway
Cellular component (GO): plasma membrane
Molecular function (GO): G protein-coupled receptor activity
Source: RefSeq, a predicted model, not a curated record